Molecule: messenger RNA, 2615 nt
Organism: Amaranthus tricolor (Joseph's coat)
Lineage: Eukaryota; Viridiplantae; Streptophyta; Magnoliopsida; Caryophyllales; Amaranthaceae
Product: DEK domain-containing chromatin-associated protein 4-like
Exons: 12
Coding region: 357-2276 (639 amino acids)
Biological process (GO): chromatin organization; regulation of double-strand break repair
Cellular component (GO): nucleus
Molecular function (GO): DNA binding; histone binding
Source: RefSeq, a predicted model, not a curated record
UAACCACAGAGUCCAUCAUUUCAUUAUACACGCACGCAUAAUUCAAAUGCUAACUAAAUCCGGGUUUCAAAUCCGCUGAUGGAUAAAUCCAACAAAAAAGAAAAUUAUAUAUUGUUCCAAAAAUACCCUCACUGAACAAAGAAUCAAUAGAACUGCCCCUUUCUAUUCUUCCCUCUUCUUUUUCUCUCUCCUCAUUUCUCACUUACAAAUUAGAAUACUUCGUUGUAAGAAAGAGCGAGAGUUUUAAGUUUGAGUGAAGUUGGUCUCUUCGGAGCUUCGAAUCACCCAAGCUUUCUACUCAUUUCACUAUUUUGGAGAGUUUGAUUUUUCUGAAAGGAUUAAGUUAUAGUUUGAUUAUGGGAGAGGAGAAUACGAAGUCGGAAAUUGAGGAGCCGGUAACAAAUGGGAGCAAGUCUCCAGAAAAGGAGGUUGAAACUGUAGAGGAAAAUAAGGAAAAUGGAUUCCAGGAAAUGGAGGAAGAUGUGAAAGAGGAAAAUGGUGGAGAUGAUAAGGAUAAAACGGUUAUAGAGCAGAAAACCGAUGAUGUUGAGGAGACUAAGGUGGAUAAGGAUACCAAUGUGGAGGAAGGUAGGGAAGAGCUGAAAACUGAAGCAAUGGAGGAAGAUAAGAGCACAAAUGAGAAUCUGAAGGACAUAGAAAUGGCUGAGAAAGUUGAGGAUUUAGAAGAGAAAAAAGAGGAGGAAAAGGAGGAAGAGGCUGAGAAGGUAAAAGACAAAGGAGAAGCAAUGGAAAGUGAAGAAGAAAAUGAAGGGAAAGGAGAUGAAAAACACGAGGCAAAGGAGAGUGAAAAAGAGGAAGAGAAACAAAAGGAAAAGGAUGAAGAAAAGGAAGAGAAACAUUUGAAGAAGCUCAGUAGGAGUAAAAGUGCCGAAGAUAAGAGUGCAGAUAAGAAAAAACAAGUUAUCCAGACAGAGCAGGAGCCUAGGACUCCAGCUGCUGACCGUCCAGUACGUGAAAGGAAAUCAGUAGAAAGAUUGGUUGCGACUAUUGAGAAAGAUACCUCUAGGGAGUUUCAUAUUGAGAAGGGUCAAGGAACUCCGCUGAAAGACAUACCCAAUGUUGCAUACAAGUUAUCCAGGAAAAAGACCGAGGAGACAUUUAAGUUGCUUCAUAUGAUUCUAUAUGGAAGAAGAGGGAAGGCGUCUCAGUUUAAGCAUAACAUAUCUCGGUUUUCAGGCUUUGUCUGGCAUGAUAACGAGGAGAAGCAAAGGAUGAAAGUUAAGGAAAAAUUUGACAAAUUUGUUAAAGAAAAGUUGCUGGAAUUUUGUGAUGUACUUGACAUAUCUAUAGCUAAAUCUACCACUAAAAAGGAGGAUAUAAUUGCGAAGCUGCUUGAAUUUUUGAUUUCUCCUCAUGCUACUACUACAGAACUACUUGCAGAUAAAGAUCCGGGAAGGAAGCGCAAGAGAUCUGCUACAAAAGAUGCAACAUCUAAAUCAGCCUCAUCUGCUGGCUUUGCAAAGACCCGUAAGAAGAGCAGUGAUUCUUCCAAAAAAGAAGGGAAAAAGAUUACUCCAGAGUCUGAUGAUGAGUCCCAGGAGGACAAAGACAAUGAGGAAGGGGAGGAAGAGGAUGGGGCUGCAGAAGAAUUAGGAAGCGAGAAAUCUGAAGAGUCUGAGAGUGAAGACAAAAAAGAUAUUCCUGGGGAUGAUACUGAAGAAGAUACACCGAAAGCAAGCUCUGGAAAGGCCAAAAAAGAAACCAAGAAAAAGACUCCAAGCAGAGAAUCCUCAGGAAAAGCUGCUAGCAAAAUAGUCGUCACUCCCAGAAAAGCCAGGUCGGUGCCAAAAGGAACACCCAAGAGAUCAUCGUCAUCAAGCCGUUCCAAGGCCGUUGAGACAGAAGACAAAAGUCCCAAGGUGUUUUCGCGGAAGAAAAAGAAUGAAGAGCCAAAACAAGAGAAGUCUCUAGCUUCGAAGAAAUCCGUUACGAAGGAAAAAUCUGGGAAAAAGGCUGUAAAAGGGAAGGAGAAAAGCAAAGAAGAUAAGUUGAAGCCGAGUGAUGAUGAACUUAAGAAUGCGAUAUGUGACCUUCUUAAAGAAGUCGACUUCAACACGGCCACCUUUACUGAUAUUUUAAAGCAACUUGCUAAGCAAUUCAAUACUGAUCUUGCACCCAGAAAGGCAGCAAUCAAGCUUAUGAUACAGGAUGAGCUCACAAAAUUAGCCGAUGAAGCUGAUGAUGAAGAUGGAGAAGAGGAUGGAGAUGGCGAGAAAAAUGAAGCCAAGCCUGGUAGUAAAGAGGUGGAAGCCUGAUUUACAACUCUGCAGCUGAAGAAUUGGUAAAGUAUGUGAUUGACCAUCCUUAUUGCCUUAUUUCCGCUCUGGUAAUAAAGAAAAUUAGAUAGUAUCAAUGUGUUGUAAUAUACUGACCAUCCUUGACCAUCCUUGCGUGCUUGUUUAGUCUGUACAAGUAGCUGUAAUCUAUCGAUAAAUGUCUAUAAUAUUCUGGCAAACAAACAAAGUCUUUUGCUAGAGAUAGUCGUAGAACAGUUGACUUGACUCGACUCGAACUCGAACUCGAUCCCUUAUGCUGCAGGAUGCAGAUUGUAAUAUACACAAUUCUUCAACUUGUGUUAGAUCCUUUUCUUUUGA